This is a messenger RNA of Metopolophium dirhodum (rose-grain aphid), 857 nucleotides long. RefSeq lists its product as uncharacterized. The coding region runs from base 190 to 663 and encodes 157 amino acids. The record is from RefSeq and is a predicted model, not a curated record. The transcript has 3 exons. NCBI's taxonomy places the organism in Eukaryota, Metazoa, Arthropoda, Insecta, Hemiptera, Aphididae.
GAAAGAUUAUUUUGAUAAUAUUAUAGAGCAUAAAAGUAUCUUAUUUUCAAGAUUUUUAGCGCAUAUAAAUCCGGUCUCUAUUUAUAAUACUACCUAUAAGUAGAAUAUUAUAUUCAAUCCUACACAAAACAAUUUAGUAAGUACCACAGAAUACUAGUAUAAGGCCUUCAGUGGGAAAUCAAUCAAGUUAUGACUUUGAAUUCCUGUAAUAUAAAGAUGCCGCAGAAACAUCCAUUUAUGGACUGUAAGUCUCGUAAACUAAGAAUGAAGAGAAUACCAACCACCACCAAACCAAAAGAGAAACUAUUUUGUCCCAGAACUAUGGCAAGAUAUGAUGGAUCGCACCGUGAUUAUCUUACUAAAUGGGUAUACAAGAUGUGUUUGAACAUUUUACUAUGCCAAGAAGCUGUUACAAACCAUUUGGCUAAUUGCAGUGGACAAACUAGACAAUCUAGCCAAGCUCCACCUAAUAAUGAAGAUACUCAUUACAUAUGCAAGUAUUGCGACAAGGUAUUUUCAAGGGGUGUUAAGCUAAAGAAGCAUUUGGAACAACAUGAAAAAUCAUCAAGCCGUCUUGACUCAGAACUAUCUGACAUCGAAAUUGAAGAUCGUCCUAUAAAAACAGAAAAUGCAAGUGAAGAUAACUACCAACGUGAGGAUUAAAAUCCAUGCAUUAACAUUGAUUUGAUUUAAUUUUAUUGUAUUCGUAUUAUUUUUGAUUUUGUGAUGGAUAUUAUUUUAUUUUGACAAUUCCUUACAGCUUACAAUUCGUUGGCUUGGAAAUAAAGAGUUCUAUGUGACAAUAACAAAAUUGUGCGUUUUUAAGAUUCAAAAAUUAAAAUAACGAAAUAUUUGAC